CCCAGAAGGCAGGGCCAGUAGCAGUCUGCUGUCGGCUCGUUUAGUGUUUGCAGGAAUCCAUUGUGGCGCGAGGAUGGAGAGAACUGUCACUUGUGUUCUCUUUCUUUCUUUCUUUUUUCGUCCGUCUCUAACACACAGCUGCUGGAUUGUAACUUUGUAACCUGGCAGCCUGAGCCUGGAUGUGCUCGGUUAAAUCCGCUGGAUGUUGUUGCCUUUAACUGGAAAACAGAAGAAGAAGACGCUUCAGAGAUGAAGAGGAAACAACUGAUGCCACUGCGAGACAACAAAGGAGACACGCGUGUGAUUCCAUCCCUUUUAAGACACGCUCUCUGCUCCUCCGCCUGGAAAAGAAGAAGAAGAAGAAGAAGAGGAAGAAAAACAGGAAACAUUAAGUGCUGCGAGUCUUGGACAGAUCCUGCAGACUGAACGCAUCAGGAGGAGACGUUUGAGCAUCAUCUGACACACAGGCAUGAGAGGAUGCUGCUGGACCCCGCUGACUCUAACCAAGGUGCCUCAUGGUCCGUGGCUCUCAGCCUCCAUUGAAUCUGGGAAGAAAAAUAAUCUGUCCGUGAAGAAUAAUCCGUCCCCAUUGGCUGGCGUGCUGUGCACAUGCUAUAACAACAGGAUAUGCAAAGAGCCAUGGGCUGCUACAGCCUAUCAUGUUUUUCUGACCGAGUACUGUAUUUAAAUUGAAAAUGAUAUGAGCACUGCUGCUGCUGGAGAAGCUAUAAAUACAAUUACAAACAACAGUUCAUAAGAAAAAGAACAGUAAUGAUGAUACAAAAUGUUGGUGGUUAAUUGUGAGGGACCUGGCUCAGGGACAGAGCUCUCCUGUGUGUCUGUGUGUGGAGUGUAGGUUCCAGCUGCUGAAGAAUGUUUAAGUACCGGAUCAGGCUGUUUUUCAAUGAACUCAAAGUGUUGUUACUGAUGCGCUCUGGAUCAAGCAGGAGGACUGACACGCACACACACACCAGGAUGCGAGGGCUUAUAGGAGGCUGCGGUUGGCCGCCGCUCAACUGCUCUCACCGGGACGACGAGGAGGAAUAUUACGGCUCCUCUGACCCACGGCCACGCAGCCUGGCACUUGAGGAUAAAGAGGAUGAAAAAUCCCUGGAAGGAGGAGGAGGAGGAGGCCUGGACGCUGCUUCCCUCCCGAGUCUCUCAGAGAGCGGGACGCGAUCACCUCAGUGCCGGAUCUGCUUUCAGGGACCUGAGAAGGGGGAGCUGUUGAGCCCCUGUCGCUGUGCCGGCUCUGUGCGCUGUACUCACCAAUCCUGCCUUAUACGUUGGAUAAGUGAGAGAGGCUCCUGGAGCUGUGAGCUGUGCUACUUCAAGUACCAGGUUCUGGCCAUCAGCACCAAAAACCCACUGCAGUGGCAGUCCAUCUCCCUGACUGUGAUUGAGAAGGUGCAGAUCGCGGCCAUUUUCCUGGGUUCCUUGUUCCUCCUGGCGAGCAUCUCCUGGUUGGUGUGGUCUUCUCUCAGCCCGUCGGCCAAAUGGCAGCGGCAGGACCUGCUCUUUCAAAUAUGCUACGGCAUGUAUGGCUUCAUGGACAUAGUUUGCGUAGGCCUUAUAAUCCAUGAGGGAUCGUCUGUUUACCGGAUCUUUAAGCGCUGGCAGGCUGUGAACCAGCAGUGGAAAGUGCUGAAUUAUGAGAAAGCGAAGGACUUAGGUGACCCCUCCAGUUCCAGCAGUAAAGGCGGCGCUGGUCACGUUGUCGUGAGGGAUCCGUCUCACACGGUCGCAGACGGCGAGCGGCAGGCGAGUCGGCACGUCAGGACUAUUCUCCACCACCACCACUGUGGCUAUACCUUUUUGUACAUCCUCAGUCAGUUAAGACCCAACCACCUGCACAAUGCAAACCAAGAAGUGGUCAUGAGGGUGACCACUGUAUGAGGCUGGGAUGAAAUGUCCUUUAGUGUUUAAGAAGGAAGUAAAAUAUACUUAGAAUUUAAAAAAAAUGAAGAAAGAAAAAUCCUUAUGUGCCACAUAAACCCGUUCACAAGUAGUUUUAUAUUUUGUUUGAUGAAUACCCUGAGGCUCAAAGUGAACAGCCAGAAAUAAAUCUGAGGUUCACACAAAGGGACAACAUACAGUUUUUUUUUUACCCGAGUCUUUGAUCUCAUGACGAAUUAAAGGAAAAAAAAGCUAAUUUUUUAAUAAAAGAAAAAGCUUUGAUUCUCAAAGCUGUCAGCAUUUUACCGUCAUUACACAGUGUAAUUGAGCUGUUUUUGUAUUGCUAUUGUCAAUUUUGAUCCGUCUCUAAAUUUUAAAGUGUAUUUGAUGUUAGAAAUGACUUAAUCCAUGCUGCAUGCUGAGGCUGUGCGUAGCACUGUUGCCUCACCAUAAGAAGGUCACCUGUUCGAAUCCCGGUUUGACCAAGGGCCUUUCUGUGUGGAGUUUGCAUGUUCUCUCCAUGUGUCCAAAACAUGUGGAGGUUAAUUCAAUUGACUGUAGGUGUGAAUCUGAGAGUGUCCAUUUGACCUGUCCAUUUUUACCAUAUGUCAGCUGGGAUUUAUUCCACAUGUUCCCAGACAGGUUUCAAUGAAUCAGAGAAAAAGCCCAAUCUUUUUUUUACAUCUUACCCAAUUGCUUAAAUUAUCCCUAAACAACAUUUCCUGUUUUAUAAUAAAGACGGUGGUGUUUUUAA
This is a messenger RNA of Solea senegalensis (Senegalese sole), 2650 nucleotides long. Its product is annotated as E3 ubiquitin-protein ligase MARCHF9-like. The record is from RefSeq and is a predicted model, not a curated record. Gene Ontology annotation, molecular function: zinc ion binding; ubiquitin-protein transferase activity. The coding region runs from base 874 to 1896 and encodes 340 amino acids. Gene Ontology annotation, biological process: protein ubiquitination. NCBI's taxonomy places the organism in Eukaryota, Metazoa, Chordata, Actinopteri, Pleuronectiformes, Soleidae. The transcript is spliced from 5 exons.